Messenger RNA from Capsaspora owczarzaki ATCC 30864, 3119 nucleotides. RefSeq lists its product as hypothetical. The annotation marks the transcript as partial. The record is from RefSeq and is a predicted model, not a curated record. The transcript has a single exon. Gene Ontology annotation, molecular function: cysteine-type deubiquitinase activity. Gene Ontology annotation, biological process: protein deubiquitination. Lineage: Eukaryota; Filasterea; Ministeriida; Capsasporidae.
AUGGAGUCGAGCUGGGCUCUCGUCAACGCUGCCACCGCCGCGGAAAACGCCGCUGCUGGCACUAGCACAAACUCGAUCGGCGAAGAUGGCACCUGGACCAACAUUUCGUCCGUGUCCGGGGCCUUCAGCGUGGCACUGGGCGUGUCUGUCGUGGCCUCGACCGCCUCUUCGCCCGCCGAGCCCGUUUCUGUCUCUGUCACAUCCACCGCUGCAGACGCCAGCGGCUCACUGUCUGCCGACUCGGCCACGAUCGUAGAGGACGCUAGCAUACACACCAUCAAGUCGCCGCACGCACGAAUUCCCACUUCUGCUGCUGCUCAAGAAAGCCUUGGCGCAUGCUCGCCUGCUCCGUCGUCUGUCUCGGCGCUUGCCACAGGCCCUGGAAGCUCGGCCGUCUCUGUCGCCGGCUCGACCUCUGCCGGCAUCAACUCGUGGGCGACGCUUUCGCCGGACGAUGUGACUGCGUGGGUGGCCAACGGUCGCUUCCAACCCGUGUCUGCGUCUGCGGGUGGCCAGCUGGCGUCUGCAGCUUCCUCCUCGUCGUCACCCCCAACGGGCGGUGCCCAUGCCGACGGCGAUUCCGUUGCUGGCGAUUCUCUGACGGACACUGCCUGGGGCCACUCUGACCGGACCCUCCAGCACCGCCGUGAAUCUCCCGUCGUCGACUAUGCUGAUUACGAGUUUGGUGACGAUGAUUUGAUGGAUAACGCGGCAUUGCUGCAGGAAGGCACCUUCAAGACGCACGUCGGAAUCAGCUCCCACGUCACCUAUUCCCAGGCGUCGCGGCGACUGUCCAGUUCGUCCUCGUCUUCUUCGUCCUCGUCUUCUUCGUCCUCCCGCUCCUCCCGCUCGUCGACGGGCUCCUUCGAGUCCAAGCCCUAUCUCGACUCGCACCGUGUCUACCACGAUGUGACUGGUGAGGCGCUUGGACGACUCCCCACGCGCUCGCCUUCCAGCGUGCCCUCCUCGCCCAAGGAGGAUGGUGGCUGGGAGGCAUUCCUCACCCCACAGACGCGCCAUCUCCAGCCGGGCGAGGCCGAUCUUGACGACUUUAACGAUCUCGGUCGCAACCGGACUGCCGUCCCACCACCGCGUCCCGUCGCCGCGACCACCACCACCACCACCGCUGCCUCCAAAGCGGGAAAGAAUCGCUCCUUGCUGGACGACGAUGACGAUUUUGGCAUUCCUUCCAUUGCGUCCAUGUUUGAAGAGCCAACCAACUACGCUUCCACGUCCUCGCGCACCAUUCCCUACUGGCGUGACGAAAAUGAGGUUGCUCGCGCUGGUCGCGGGGUUGGCGGUCUCGCGGGCUUGCGCAACCUCGGCAACACGUGCUUUAUGAACUCGGGCCUGCAGUGCUUGAGCAACAUUGCGCCGCUCACGAGCUACUUUGUGAGCAACGCCUUUGUGGACCACAUUAAUCGCGACAAUCCGCUCGGCCUCAAGGGCAAGAUGGCCGACGAGUAUGGCGCGCUCAUCCGCGAGCUGUGGAGCGGCAAGUUUGACUGCGUGGCGCCAAACUCGUUCAAGAAGGCGCUCGGUUCGUUCGCCACGCAGUUUGCCGGCUAUUCGCAGCAAGACUCGCAGGAAUUCCUCGCCUUUUUGCUGGAUGGUCUGCACGAGGACCUCAACCGCGUGCUCAAAAAGCCAUACGUGGAGAAGGUCGAGUCCACCUCCACCGACAAUCUGGAGGAAGUGGCACAAGAGGCCUGGCGACGACACCUGCUGCGCAACCAGUCUGUUGUCGUCGACUUGUUCCAGGGCCAGUUCAAAAGCACCGUCAUUUGCACCACGUGCAACAAGGUCUCCAUCACGUUCGACCCGUUCAUGUACGUCUCGGUCCCCGUGCCCGUCUCGAACGAGCGCGUCAUCGUAACUCACUUUGUUCCGCGCGACACCCAACUUCCCGUCGUGCGCAUGAACGUGACUGUUCCCAAGACGGCCAAUCUGCCCAUCCUGCGCGCCAAGAUGGGCGAAAUGCUCAAGGUGCCGUCGUCGUCGCUUGUUGUUGUCGACCAUUUCAAGAGCUACGUCUUUCGCGUUCUGGCGGACGACAUGGACGUUCGCGAAAUUAGCGAGAGCGAUGAGAUUGUCGUGUACGAGUCGCUCCCGCCUGUCGAUCUCCCCGCCGCCGAUCCCGCGCCACAAAACCUAACCAACAAGGAUGCAGCAUCUCCCAGCCCGCUGCCGGCUCCCGAGCGCGCUCCUGGCAUGCACCCCGAGCUCUAUUCUGGCAUUGGCUUCAACUCUGUCGUGACGACGACCGAGGCCGAUCAUAACGUUGCUCUUGAGACGGUCGAUGCCAUUGUGGAUGCGAUUGUUGCCGUGGGCGCAACCGGCGACAAGGGCAAGGCGUUGGAGGCCGAUCCUCCCGUGUAUGUCGCUGACGAAGGAGUGGUGCCUGCUGCUGCUGCUGCUGCUGCUGCUGCCAACACUUCUGCACCCACCCCCGUCGCCGCUGCGCCAGUUUUGCCGCCCGCCAAGGAGCCUGCAUAUCUGCCGAAUGGAAAGCGCAUCUGCAAGAUCUGCUGGGAGGAAAAGUACGACCGCGAUCUGAUGCAGCACCUCAUCCCCAGCUGUCGGGAGCUGUUUUGCAAGAACUGUGCCGAGGAUUACGCCGAGCGCGUCUUCCUCGACGCCCGCAUGAAACUCAAUGCACUCAAACGCGACAAGAAAGCCAGCCGCGAGCGAAAGCGAAUGGAGGCUCAAGCCAGACUCGAGGAGCGCCAACGAAUGAGCGAGGUCGGCGAGACGGUCAAGGUGAUUGUCGACUCGUUGGACGGCGACGAGACAACCGUCUUGGAAUGCGACCCGCUCAGCGUUCCCGUCAUGUUUGGUGCUGCAACGCCCUCUGCAACCACAUCGGCGGCGAAUGCCGAUCUCGACGACGACGACGACGACGACGACGACUUUGAUACACCCAUUGCCCGAUUUGGAUGCGGACGACAUGGACCUUUCCUUGCCCAGCCUGCAAGGAGAACAUUGACCCCAUCACGUUCAAGGACGUCGCCGUCACGGAACGCCCUGUUGCUGGUCCACGCUCUGUUCCAGCCAAGUCUGUGUUCUUGUAACCAUCCUGCGCAACCUUGGGCACCCGCUUCCCCAGAACGGCAAGCUCU